AUGGCAGACUUUCAUCCAAGUUUGUUCAGGAGAAAGAAUAAGUCCGAAGGCAUGCCUGAGGCAGUAUCCGAGACCAAGUCUGCAUCGAUACCCCAGAACACGUUGUAUGAAGAGCCCCUAGUUUCUCAGCACAAGGCAAGAAAGAGGUAUGUGACUAUAUAUGGAUUUACACCGGGAAACCUCAAUGCUGUGAUGGACGCAGCUAAGUCCUGUGGGGAUAUCCUGGAGGUGGAGUAUGGAAAGAAUUGGAUAAACGUUUUGUUUGACAACGAGGAUAGCAUAAAAAGGUGUCUGAAACUAAAUACAGCCGUAGUUGAGGAUGAGAUUGUGGGAGCCUUUAGGCAGGGUGGAGGCAUUAUUGAAGACCGGGACAUUUUUGUAAGGAAAAAGGGAGUGUUUACGUCCAUAAUGGAAUAUCUGUUUGGGGAUUAA
Molecule: messenger RNA, 432 nt
Organism: Encephalitozoon cuniculi GB-M1
Lineage: Eukaryota; Fungi; Microsporidia; Unikaryonidae
Exons: 1
Coding region: 1-432 (143 amino acids)
Molecular function (GO): nucleic acid binding
Source: RefSeq, marked provisional